AUGGCGAGUCUAGCAGCAGAAAGUGACGAAAUACCUACAGGCGUGCUAGGUCUAAUUUCGAGCUUUUUGAACACGGCCAGGGAUAUCAAACGGCGACUGAAUGAAGGUUUCCUUGGAAUGCAAACCGAGAUCACAGAGCUUCAGGGAGCACUAGCAACCAUGAGCAAUAGAAUUGUCGAUCUCGACACGGCUAUUGGUAUAGAAGCUAGUCCAUUUAACGGUAUCCAGUUGCGCCGUGUCGUGUUGCAUCCAGCAGAUAACGACGGAAGAUUGAGGCAGUUCUCUUGGGAGCUAUACGACAUCCUUGGACAGCACGUUUUGGGCAAUAAUACAUGGGACCACUCGUAUCUUACCACAUUUAAGCAGAAUGUCAUGCCUUUUGCUGACGGGCUGGUCGAUUAUAUGCGACAAACGGAAAACCAGCACAAGGCGAUUGCAUUGCUCGAGGAUGGUGUAGUCAACGAAUACCCAUUGAAAGCCUGUGCUGGAUACUGUGGCGCAUGGCUCAUCCUUGUCAGAGCUUUUUUUAUCAAGAAGAUCCCUAGCCAAGCAGGAGAGAGGACAAGUAUACACAGAAGUUUGCUGGAAAACUUAGAGCAAUGCAAUGUUUGUCUGGAGCCCGAGCUCCUUAAUCAGCAGCUGACCCAAGGCUCAAUUGAUCAGAAAAGCAUCACGGAAGAAGAUGAGCAGACCUGCCAAGCAAAUGAAGAAGAAAUCGAUGAUCAAAGCAGCACUAGUGACGAUGAUGAAGAAAAUUUCUUUAACGCUGACUAUGACACUCAGGAAGAUUGUGAUCACGAAAGUGAUAUUGAUGAAGACGAAGGCCCACUGUCUCUGGAGGCACAACUGACAUCAAGCGAGGAGGAUGAACAGGUCACACACCUGCCAACUACUAGUGGCAAACAAGCAAGAACGAAAGGAAAGUCGCCAGCGCAGAAGCAGCCAGCGCAGCGAAUAAAGCAGCUUGUCAACAAAGCAAGCAUCCCCAGAAAAAAAGAACGCUCUCCCGUCAUUUCAGAAAAACAGGAGCGCCUUAAAAGAAAUGUUCGUACAAAAAGCCCAACCCCGGUCGAUCCAGUCCCCACAAAACGUACUCGCGUCAUGCGUACAGUUGCGUCAAAAAUAUGAGCAUAUAAUAAAUAGUCUUGCAAUAUUCACGUUGCCCCAUCCAACCCAUUAAAAGCUCACUAAUAAAGUAAUUUUGUUCUAUCUCCCAUUU
This is a messenger RNA of Zychaea mexicana, 1219 nucleotides long. RefSeq lists its product as uncharacterized. The record is from RefSeq and is a predicted model, not a curated record. NCBI's taxonomy places the organism in Eukaryota, Fungi, Mucoromycota, Mucoromycetes, Mucorales, Lichtheimiaceae. The transcript has 7 exons. Bases 1 to 1128 code for a protein of 375 amino acids.